GUGGCGGCUGUGCCUAUAAAAACUAAAGGUGGCAAGAACAAAAACGGACAACGCCAUUUCUCCUUCGUCUUCUGAAUAGAGAGAGAGAGAGACAGAUAGAGAUGGAGAAUCACACGAAAGAGAGGCUGCAAGACCCAACCAUGCAAGUUCCGUCUCUUAAUUGCAUCGAUCUCGCCGACCAUGAUCUUCAUCGUUCUGUUGUUUCCCUCAAACAGGCAUGUUUGGAUAGUGGAUUUUUCUAUGUGAUUAAUCACGGUAUAAACGAGGAGUUCAUGGAGGAUGUUUUCGAGCAGAGCAAGAAGUUUUUCGCUCUUCCUUUGGAGGAGAAGAUGAAAGUUCUGAGAAACGAAAAGCACAGAGGCUAUACACCUGUUCUUGAUGAAAUCUUAGAUCCUGAGAAUCAAGUUAACGGAGAUCAUAAAGAGGGUUAUUACAUUGGAAUUGAAGUUCCAAAAGAUGAUCCUGAUUAUGAUAAACCAUUCUAUGGUCCUAACCCUUGGCCUGAUUCCGAUGUAUUGCCUCAGUGGCGAGAGACCAUGGAGAAAUAUCACCAAGAAGCAUUGAGGGUUUCCAAGGAUAUUGGAAGAUUAUUGGCGUUAGCACUUGAUCUGGAUGCGAAUUACUUUGAUACCCCGGAGAUGCUUGGAAAGCCUAUUGCAACUAUGCGAUUGUUGCAUUAUCAAGGGGUUUCUGACCCUUCGCAAGGAAUAUAUGCUUGUGGAGCACAUUCUGAUUACGGAAUGAUGACUCUGCUAGCCACUGAUGGUGUAAUGGGCCUCCAGAUAUGCAAAGAUAAGAACGCCAAGCCUCAGAAGUGGGAAUAUGUGCCGGCGAUUAAAGGAGCAUAUAUUGUGAAUCUUGGAGAUAUGCUGGAACGUUGGAGCAAUGGCUUUUUCAAAUCCACGCUACAUCGGGUUCUUGGGAACGGUCAGGAACGAUAUUCUAUUCCAUUUUUUGUUGAACCAAAUCAUGAAUGUCUUGUGGAGUGUCUCCCAACCUGCAAGUCAGAAAGCAACGUUCCCAAAUAUCCAGCGAUCAAAUGUUCGGCAUACCUCACCCAACGUUACAAGGAAACACAUGCAGAGUUAAGCAUUUACAAUCAAGAAAUAUGAAUGCUCUUGUCGAUCAACACUACAACGGAAAGUAAACUGAUAGUAUGUCUUUAGAUAAAGCUCAAAACGAAGCCUUAUUACAUGUUGUAACAUAAGUUUUGAGUUUUUCUUACGGGCACAACUGCCCGCAUUACACCCGCUUAUGUCUUGUGUCAACCUUUUUAUCCGUAUCAAAGGAGAAUAAUAAUUUACUGUCUAUGUCUACUUGUAACCGAAUAUCUAUCUAUCUAUCUAUAUGAAUAAAGUAGCAGUGUUCUCA
Raphanus sativus (radish) is the source of this 1371-nucleotide messenger RNA. Its product is annotated as 2-oxoglutarate-Fe(II) type oxidoreductase hxnY. The coding region runs from base 102 to 1112 and encodes 336 amino acids. The transcript is spliced from 11 exons. NCBI's taxonomy places the organism in Eukaryota, Viridiplantae, Streptophyta, Magnoliopsida, Brassicales, Brassicaceae. The record is from RefSeq and is a predicted model, not a curated record.